Molecule: messenger RNA, 3320 nt
Organism: Tachyglossus aculeatus (Australian echidna)
Lineage: Eukaryota; Metazoa; Chordata; Mammalia; Monotremata; Tachyglossidae
Gene: RNF113A
Product: ring finger protein 113A
Exons: 1
Coding region: 82-1152 (356 amino acids)
Biological process (GO): snoRNA splicing
Cellular component (GO): U2-type spliceosomal complex
Molecular function (GO): metal ion binding
Source: RefSeq, a predicted model, not a curated record
GGAAACGGGGUCACUUCCGAUUGUCGCCUCAACGGGCCUCCGAAGGGGACUCCUCGGGUGAGAAGCCGAGCCCCGAAGGCGAUGGCGGACGCCCCGGCCGCCCCGGUCUGCACCUUCCUCUUCAAGAAGCCCGGGCGGAAGGGCCCCGCGGGCCGCAGGAAGCGCCGAGCCCCCGACGACGACGACCAGGACGACCACCAGGACGAGGAGGAGGAGGAGGAGGAGGAGGGGAGCGCCGUGGUCCGGCGGCAGAAGCGCCCGGCGGGGCCCAACCCCAUGAUCCAGCGCACCCGGGCGAGGGCCUGGGCCGCCGCGGGCCGCCGUCACCACGACGACGACGACGACGACGAGGAGGAGGAGGAGGAGCCGCCGCCAUCGGCGGGGCUGGGGGUGUCGUACCGCUCCACCCGGUCCGCCAAGCCCGCGGGCCCCGAGGACAUGGGGGCCACGGCCCGCUACGAGCUGGACACGGACAAGGAGCGCGACGCGCGGGCCGUCUUCGAGCGCGGCCAGCGGAUCCGGGAGGAGCUGCGCGGCAAGGAGCCCGACGGCAUCUACCGCGGCCUCAACGGCUACCCGCGCUUCGUCCCGCCCAAGGACACGUCCGCGGGCAACGCCGCCUCCGGCAUGGGGCGCAAGGGCCCCAUCCGCGCCCCGGACCACCUGCGGGCCACCGUCCGCUGGGACUACCAGCCCGACAUCUGCAAGGACUACAAGGAGACCGGCUUCUGCGGCUUCGGCGACAGCUGCAAGUUCCUGCACGACCGCUCCGACUACAAGCACGGGUGGCAGAUCGAGCGCGAGCUGGACGAGGGCCGCUACGGCCUCGACGACGACCGGGACUACCGCGUGCCCAGCGACGACGACGACGACGACGGCGACGACGGCGACGACCGCCUGCCCUUCAAGUGCUUCAUCUGCCGCCGGCCCUUCCGUGACCCCGUGGUCACCAAGUGCCGCCACUACUUCUGCGAGGCCUGCGCCUUGGGCCACUACCGCGCCUCCCAGCGCUGCUACGUCUGCGACCGGCAGACCAACGGCGUCUUCAACCCGGCCAAGGAGCUGAUCGCCAAGCUGGAGAAGCGCCGGGCCCGGGGGGAGCCGGGCCCCUCGGACGGCCCCGCCGGGGGGCCCCCCGGACCCUUCGCUUGAGACCCUCUUUUCCCCCUUCGCCGAUGAAACCGUUUUCGGAAAACCGCCUCGGGUUUCCGAUCUGAGGGACGGGGCCCAGGCCCUUCGCUUGAGAGCCCUUGUUUCCCCUUCGCCGAUAAACCCGUUUUCGGAAAACCACCUCGGGUUUCCGAUCCGAGCGACGGGGCCCUCGGACGGCCCCGGCGAGGGGUCCGGACCCUUUGCUUGAGACCCUUUUUUUACCCCUUCACCAAUAAACCCGUUUUCGGAAAACCGCCUCAGGUUUCCGAUCCGAGGGAUGGGGCCCUGGGGAGCCAGGGCCCUCAGACAGCCCUAGCUAAGGGCCCGGACCCUUAACUUGAGAGCCUUUUUUUUCCCAUUCGCCAAUAAACCUGUUUUCGGAAAACCGCCUCGGGUUUCCGAUCCAAGGGACAGGGCCCUCGGACGGCCCCGGCCGGGGGUCCGGACCCUUCACUUGAGACCCUUGUUUUCCCAUUCGCCGAUAAACCCGUUUUCAGAAAACUGCCUCGGGUUUCCGAUCCGAGUGACGGGGCCCUUGGACGGCCCCGGUGGGGGACCCGAAUCCUUCGCUUGAGAGCCCUUGUUUCCCCUUCGCCAAUAAACCCGUUUCCGGAAAACCGCCUCGGGUUUCCAAUCCGAGGGACGGGGCCCGUGGGAGCCGGGGCCCUCAGACGGCCCCGGCGGGGGGCCCGGACCCUUCACUUGAGAGCCUUUUUUUCCCGUUAGCCAAUAAACCCAUUUUCGGGAAACCGCCCCGGGUUUCCAAUCCAAGGAACUCACCCUGGGAACUCAGAGCCCGGGCGGGAUGCGGCGCCCUAAACUAUGGCCUCGAAGGUGUUAGAACCGCCGGCCAGGGGUGAUGAAGAGGCAGCCCCCCCCGUCUGCGGCUCCUGAGGAAGAGGGAAAGGAGCCAAAGCUGCCGGUGCUUUGGGGUGGGGGCCGCGUGAAGGAAUCCACACCAGAAUGGCUGGCUUCACCUCAGCCGGUGGGGUGCUCGCACCGUAUGGCGGCGUUUAGCGGUGCUGAAGCAGACUAAAGUCCCCCGGGGUGUAUGUACGUGGCCCCCUUCUCGGCCCAUCGUUCCGAGUCAGAAAGCCAGCCCUUCUCCGGUAAAAGGAAGCGCCGAAGCAUCGAGUGCUUCUUGGUCAUCGCGGCUUAACUGGCAGCUUUGACUCCCCAAUCCACCAGACCAUCCCAAUCCUAUUAUUACGUUACGUCCCCUUCGGUAGUUGCGGGUGGACUCCGAAGAAGGGCAGAUUGCCCGUUUACAGAUAAGAAAAGCGUAAGCGGGAGAAUCGGACAGGAUGAACCGGCACGGGGACUAGGGCAGGUCUGGAAAAAUCGAACCGUAAGGGCUAGCCUGCCGUUUUUAAGGGUUACCGUCCUACGAGGUGAAAUGGUGAAUACUCGGGCCGCAGCUAUAAAACUCUCAAAGUACUAGCAGAAACGGAUGCGUUCUCCCAUUGAGAGUGACGGACGAACCUCAGUCCCGAAGUUUGGGGACCGAACCUACCCGAAGGGAUCGGUUUAUAGGGACGGUGGUUUGUGCAGCCUACUUGCACUCUCUCGUCCCUGCCAGUCGUGUUCCCGCUGGGGCAUGGAAUGCAUUGAGCGAGUCAACAGGUAGGCAAGGGUGCAGCGUAUUUUGCAGUGCUUGGAGAGGUAUUAGAUGUAGGACCCAUUUACAGCUAACGUGAUCGCUGUGUGAGAAUGUCAUUUAUCGAAGACUGCCGAGUGUGGGAGUAGAUAUAAGGUGAUGAGAGGAUCCAGCCUCUGACCCAGACAGGGCUCACAAUCUCAUCCUCAGUAUUACAGAUGAGGAAAGAAGAGCCCAGAGAGGUUCAGUGACUUGCCCAAGGUUUUAAACAGGAGCUCAUUGGUGGAGCCGGGACUCUAACCUGCAUCUCCUGACUCGCUAGUGCUUUGCUCUUUCCACUGAGCUACCCUAGAGCAUCAUAACUGAGCAGACAGUCUCCUUAAGCAGCUGCUGUGCUCUUUGGUACCCGUAUUAGCCAGCUUUUUUUGGGGGGGGAGAUUCCUAACUGAAACCAACAGUCCUUGGCCCAGCUUACAAUUAUAAUGUACUUCUCAUUCUGUAGCCUUUUCUGUCUUUCCUUCUGUUUCCUCUCUUUCACCGUGGCUCAGUGGAAACAGCACGGGCUUUGGAG